Messenger RNA from Nicotiana attenuata, 1920 nucleotides. RefSeq names its product APO protein 4, mitochondrial. NCBI's taxonomy places the organism in Eukaryota, Viridiplantae, Streptophyta, Magnoliopsida, Solanales, Solanaceae. The record is from RefSeq and is a predicted model, not a curated record. Gene Ontology annotation, molecular function: RNA binding. The transcript is spliced from 2 exons. Bases 58 to 1029 code for a protein of 323 amino acids.
CUUCCUCCUUCCCUUGGAAGGUGACUAGGUAAGCUCGCUCAGAUCCCACAGGUGGCCAUGAGGAGCCGGGAACUAUGGCAGCAUAAAACGAUGAUUUUCAAAGGGACGAUAGAAUUUUACCGAGUUUACAGUUCGAAACCAAAAGUGGAUUUGAAGAAGCUAAGGCCAAUGAUUCUGAAGAGGAUUGAGAAUCGGGCUAAAGAUUAUCCAGUAAAAUCCAUGGUUCCUGUUGCUGAGGAAGUCCAUAAGGCUCGAACCAUCCUUUACCAUGGCGUUUCCGCCUUAAUUCAACGUUUCCCUACUUGGGCAUGCAAAUAUUGUCCAGAAGUAUAUAUUGGUGAGAAUGGUCAUCUAAUUCGAACUUGUCAUGGUUACCGGCGGCGUGCUAAGAACCAGGCUCAUGAGUGGAUUAGAGGAAGCUUGAAUGAUAUUCUAGUCCCAGUAGAGGCAUUUCAUUUGCGAACUAUGUUUCAGAAUGUUAUCAAUCACCAAGAACGGUUUGAUUAUGAUCGCAUUCCAGCAGUUGUGGAGCUGUGCUUGCAGGCAGGGGCUGUUCCAAGUGAAGAAAUUGUAUGUGGAAGUAGUUUGCCCUCAAGUGAUCCUUUUCAAGCUGACUCUCUGUCUGAUGACGAUUUGUUGUUGUUGGGAAGAGAAACUCUAAAGGCAUGGGAAGCACUUAGAUCUGGAGUUCAGAGACUAUUGUUGGUUUAUCCAGCGAAGGUCUGUGAACAUUGCUCAGAAGUUCAUAUAGGACCUUCUGGACAUAAGGCUCGUCUUUGUGGCGUAUUUAAGUUUGAAAGCUGGCGAGGCUGUCAUUUUUGGAAGAAGGCGGAAGUGGACCAUUUGGUUCCUCCAAAAAUUGUAUGGUACCGCCGACCCCAGGACCCUCCACUGCUCCUGGAUGAUGGCCGGAACUAUUAUGGGCAUGCUCCCGCUGUUGUGGAUCUGUGUACUAAGGCUGGAGUAGUUGCUCCUUCCAAGUACUAUUGCAUGAUGAAAGUGGAAGGACUAUCGGCACCAUCUCUGUAACAGGAUAAUGCGAUUUUUCCUGCACUUAUUGGUGAAGUUUACCUGAUCACCAGAGGGGUGAUUUCUCUGAAGUUGGGACUUGCUUUUGUUCAUUUGGGCAACCCUAAAUCUUCAGUGGAUAGACUGAAGAUUGUGGUUGUGCUGAAUCAACAUUGUCUUAGUGCCAGAAUAUUUCAUGAAGACAGGAAUAUCUUGUAAAUAUUCACUGGAGGUUUAUUCUUAUUAUACCUAAGCCAUUCUCAGCGAUGGAGUAUUACAGUUUUUUGUUGACUAACCAGUUAAAUCCGCCACUGGGUACUUCAGAUUCAAAUAAGGAGAACCAAAAAGAAGUGCAAUGACGUACAAGAAAAAGAAAAUGCGACCGAAAGUGUGAUGUUUUCAGGACUUCAGGACUUAACUCUUCAUGGUCAGGAACGCUUUUGCUCAGACCAUAGUUCCCAUCGCAUAGAUUCUGCAUCGUCAGCAUUUCUAGUUAAUUAUAUAAUCUUUUCAAGACUAGAAGCAGUUUUUACCAUCUCAGAACAAUUGUUCUUUCAAGAUCGCUGUUCUAUCUGCUUUAGUCUAUGGUGUUCUUUGGGAUCACUUUUCUGUCUUCUAAUGGAAUGAAGUUGUAACCUAACUAGGAGUGGUACUAAAGCGUGCAAGACUUACUGGUGCAUAUGCAACAUGAUAUCGGACAGCAGGUGAUUUGCAGUGAAAUGGAACUUGAUGUCCAUCUCAAUUUAGAAAAAACUUCUUUAGAAGUAGAAUAUGUCAUCUAAGAAUUGUACUACGGGCUGCGGGGUUUCCAUACUUAAUAUUUCUGUAGAGUUAUUGUUCAUUUUCUGUUAUAUAAUGUCAACCCAUUUUUGUGUCCAUACAUAUAGUAAACUUCUGUGGCUGUUUUGAUUG